Molecule: messenger RNA, 534 nt
Organism: Trichophyton rubrum CBS 118892
Lineage: Eukaryota; Fungi; Ascomycota; Eurotiomycetes; Onygenales; Arthrodermataceae
Exons: 1
Coding region: 1-534 (177 amino acids)
Molecular function (GO): 8-oxo-dGDP phosphatase activity
Source: RefSeq, a predicted model, not a curated record
AUGACCGUCUACACCAAGGACGAGAAGAAGGGUAUCAUGAUUUGGGUGCCUAGACGAGCCAGGACGAAGCAGACUUACCCGGGUAUGUUAGACAAUACAGUUGGCGGCGGCAUAGCUACAGGCGAACCACCGUUCGAGAGCCUGGUACGUGAAGCCAUGGAGGAAGCCUCGUUGCCCGAAGAUAUUGUUCGACGGGACGCCAAAUCCUGUGGAUGCAUAACGUAUACCUAUGUCCGGGACGAGCGAGCCGGUGGGGAAACGGGACUGCUUCAGCCAGAAUGCGAGUAUGUUUACGACCUGCGGCUCGACCCCAGCGUUAUACCGAAACCAUGCGAUUCCGAAGUGGAGGAUUUCCGAUUAUGGAGUGUUGACGAAGUGAAGGAAGCAAUGUCAAAUGGCGAAUUCAAGCCAAAUUGUGCCCUUGUUCUCAUAGAUUUCUUUAUCAGACAUGGUUUCCUCACGCCGGAGAACGAAAAGGACUAUCUAGAAAUUCUCGCCAGGAUACAUCGUCGUCACGAAUUCCCGACGGUCUAG